GACGUUUAGAGGGUUUUUAUUGUGAAAGAAACACACAUGGGAUAUUUCCAAAUUUUUUGGAACAAUCCAGAUUUUAGAGUGUAUAAAAUCGGUGUAAAUAACAGAAGGCUUUCACUCGGUGACCGAGUAGAUGAACUGAUUCUGUCAAAAGAUAGCCGAAAGAAAGAAGGCGCGUGGCAUGAUUCAUGAUUUUAGUGUUCAAAAAGUCAACACACAGAUGUGUUCAAAUGGAAACGACUGUCAACAUCUGUCUCCAGGUCUGCUCGAGCUGAAGGUGAAGCAGGAUUUUCGGGGGGCUCUCUAUGAGGCAUUUGCUGUCUUCUGAAAAGCGACGAGGAGGAUGGUCUUUGCUCUACAUGUAAUUGUCAUGUCUUCGGCUUUUUUCAAUCCCAGUUUUGCCUUCAGUUCUCACUUCGACACAGAUGGGGCUCCACUGAGCGAGCUGUCUUGGCCUUCAUCUCUGGCAGUGGUAGCUGUCUCCUUUUCUGGCCUCUUCACCUUCGUCUUCCUCAUGCUGGCUUGCCUCUGCUGCAAGAAGGGAGACAUUGGCUUCAAGGAGUUUGAAAACACAGAGGGAGAGGAGUACCAGGCAGAUCUCUCCGCCCUGGCCUCGCCUUCCUCCCAGAAUGGCCCCGAGGUUUACAUCCUUCCACUCACCGAGGUCUCCCUGCCUGUCUCCAAACAACCUGGCAGAUCCAUCCAACUGCUGAAAUCAUCAGACCUUGGACGCCACAGUCUGCUCUAUCUGAAGGAGAUUGGAAAUGGCUGGUUUGGCAAGGUUCUGCUGGGCGAGGUCAAUGCAGGCCUCAGCACCACCCAGGUGGUGGUGAAGGAGCUGAAGGCCAGUGCCAGUGUCCAGGACCAGAUGCAAUUUCUUGAAGAGGUCCAACCAUACCGAACCCUCCAGCACCCUGCCCUCCUGCAGUGCUUGGCACAAUGUACAGAGGUUACUCCUUUUCUGUUGGUCAUGGAGUUUUGCCCUAUGGGUGAUCUGAAGAGUUACCUCCACAGCUGUCAAGUAGCUGAUUCUGAGACACCUGACCCGUUGAUCCUCCAGAGAAUGGCAUGUGACAUUGCUUCAGGGCUUCUGCACCUUCACAAAAACAACUUCAUCCACAGUGAUCUGGCCUUGCGAAACUGCCUGCUAACAUCAGAAAUGUCAGUUAAGAUUGGAGACUAUGGACUUUCUCACAGUCGGUACAAGGAUGACUAUUAUAUAACACAAGACCAGAUUUGGGUACCCCUGCGCUGGAUUGCACCUGAACUCAUAGACGAGGUCCAUGGAAACCUGUUGGUUGUUGACCAAACUAAAAGCAGCAACAUAUGGUCAUUUGGGGUGACUUUGUGGGAGUUGUUUGAGCUGGGAAACCAGCCGUAUAGACACUACUCUGACAGACAGGUCUUGACAUAUGCUGUGAAGGAACAGCAGCUUAAACUACCCAAACCCCAGCUCCAGUUCCCCUUGGCUGACCGCUGGUACGAGGUAAUGCAGUUCUGCUGGCUGCAGCCAGAGCUGAGACCCAGCAGUGAGGAAGUACACCUUCUGGUCACAUACUUGUGUGCCAAAGGCUCCAGUGAAGCUGAGGAAGACUUUGAGCAACGCUGGAAUGCCUUGAGACCCAAUUUGCUUGGCAGCACCUCUCACACAGCUACAUCCACAGCUCUAGUUCUAACCCCUACACCAGCCUCAGCUGAUGCCCCUAAUACAGACCAAACUCAAGCAGUGGAGCUGGCCUCCUCUGCUUCAUCCUCCUUCCCCCUCUUGGAGCACUUCUCUGACAGCUUCCACUCUGACACGGGUGAUGACCUACUGACUGUCACAGAGACCAGCCAUGGUCUCAACUUUGAAUACAAAUGGGAGCAGGCCCGAGCUGAGCAACCCUACUGCUCCUCCUCCACCAGUGGUCCACUGGGCCAAGGGAACCCACACUACCAGGAUAUCUACUAUUCAAGCAAGGGAAGCACCACAGGGGGCUGCAAGACUGAUAGCCUUACCUCAAGCAUGUCCCCAUCCUAUUAUGAACCCCAACACCCGAGUGUGGUUCCAGUAUUGAGUGCCCACAGCCCCUCAGUCAGCAGUGAGUACUACAUUCGCAUAGAGGAACCAGUAGAGUGUAACAUUAACCUGGAUGACAGCAUUGUGGACUACAGCCCAGGAUUAGAAGUCAGUGACAGUAGAUUGUUAUCUGAGAGUGAAACUUGUUCAAUCACAGCACAGCCCAGCGCAUACUGGUCAACUGCUGAUAACAUCAAAUCCACUGCCUAUGACUCUGAUUCAAGUCCCACUAACCAACUAACCAAGGAACCACUGCUCAGACACAUAUACAGCACCAGCCCCCCACAAUUAGGCCACUCCCAAAAUUGCCUUUCGGCCAAUCUCAAUGACUCUGCAGAAAGGCCAGCAGAGUCUAAGGAGCAGUUAGAGAACCCACGCAGUUUAUCACAAGCAGUCAGUAGCCCCAGCUUAGGGUUCUGUGAUCCCUACCUUGAAGCAAACACAAAUCAUAGCACAGUUAAUGAAAGUUGCCAUAAUAUGGUAGGUCAUCUUAGAAAGAGACUAUCUAUUGUUAACCACAUCGGAAUUGAUGCAGGAACUGCUGACGGCGUGCUUUUGGGUCAACAGAGAAGUGGAGAAAUCGAGGAUGACCUUUUCUCCGACGGAGAGGCCACAAACUGGAUCUCAAAUCAUUCUGCAAACAAUAACAGCCUGAGCUUUGACACAAGGCAGACAGGCAGUGGAAGUGACAGCUAUCUGGAUCUGCAGUAUACCGGUCAGUCAACCACAACAGAAUUAUGGUCUUUAACCAAAGCCACCACCAGAACCUUCCACAGCUCCAGGUCUUGUGGUGCCUCAGAAGGAGGAGGACGAGGAUCUGACUGUAAUAGUUGUAGCAAACCAACUGAUUUAGGCUCAUACAUUCACUUAUGCCACCAAGAAAAAGAGGAAGAUGCCUUUCAAGUGGAAAGGAACAUAACUGCAGAUAAUGUGCAAAGUACCGAUUCUCUCACAGAUGCAAGAAUAAAUACCAGAGAUAGAGAGGGUGGAAAAUAUGAAACACAAUCAUUUCUUAAUGGAGAGAGAACGUAUUCUGAAAUGAUACCUGAGGCAAGCCACAUAAAAUCACCAUCCUCUUUUAGGAAGCCUCAGGCUAGUCAAGCAGGACAACUGUCAGAUAAGCAGAGAAGUAAGAUCUGGGAGGGCAUUUCGACAGGAGUAUCUUUUGAUCUGAGCGACAAGAAGCUAAACUAUGCAGAGACACCUGAGAGAAGCAGAACAUUAGAUAGUGGAGUUGGGGUAAGAGACUCCAGCAUAUGCCUGGUUGAACUUGGUGACUACAGUGAGGAAGAAGAUGACAUUACAGAUAUUACUUCAGGGAUCUUUGCCGACUUCAACCUAGACUAUGCUGAGAUAGAGGAGGAAGAGCUCAGCCCGCAGAAGAAGCCAGAGGCAGCUGGUGACUCUGUAGACACCAACAACCUGUUUUCAUCAAUGGCAAGCCCGUUAAGCCCUGAUCCCUUCAAUAUCCCAGUCCUGCCCAAAUCGCUUGAUAGCGGCUAUGACACAGAGAACAACGAAUCUCCAGAGUUUAUUUUUAAAGAGCUUGGAGAUCCCCUGGGUGGUGAGAGGAGCCCUAGGCUGGGCGGAGAAUCCGAGCUUGUUUUGCAGGUGGGUUUAGGACAAGGGGUCUGCACUUCCACAAGCAACUCAGAGGUACAGUUAAAAAGUCUUACCGAGAAGAACCCCUACAGGGACUCAGCCUAUUUUUCUGACUAUGAAGAGAGGAGUCCCCAAGAGGACGGCAGUAAGUUCUUUGCAGGUCCACGUAACUGUCACCCCCCUGCUGAGAAACCAAGCUUUUUAGGAAAUAAUCAUGCUGUAGAAAAGAAGUUUGCCAAUGGGGAAACUUUAACAAAUCUGAGACACAUCAAAAAUUGUCUUUUGGUGAAUCUCUCAGAGGCUGACAAUAGUUCACCCCAUUCUCUUCCCACCCCUGGGUUGUCUAUGCUGUCACCGUUUCCUCCACAGAUGGGUGGCUGCCUCACCAAAGAGUCCGCCCCUGCAGAUGAUGAUCUUGGGUUGGAGACAGAGCACUCAGGAGACGAACCUUCCACAGAGCUUAACCCCGCCAUUGGAUCUGAGCCAAAUUCCACUGUCCCGGAUGCCCAGGAAGAGGGGAGCAGGAGAGAAGAAGACUGCUCCAAUUUCCAGUCAUUGCAUACUGGCUCCAUCAUAACCAACAACGACAAUGACGAGUCCCCCAAAGAAAAUGAAAAUGGUGAUGGAUCCACAGAGGAGGAGGAGCUACCCGAAUUCAGUCAUGUCAACGAGGAGACAGACGACAGAAGGGAUGGUGCGAGAAUAAAUGAGGAAGAAUUUGAGGACAUAGACGCAGAGGAAUGUGACUCACAAGACAGUUUGUGUGGAGAAUCCAAUGGUCCUCUUGACCUGUCCACUUCCUCAUCAUUGCUGGAGCUUUGUGGAGAAGAUGUAAGAGCUCCACUGGAGGAGGCAGAGGAUGAAGAUGACUCGGAUGAUAGCGAGUCUGAUGAAGAGCUGAGGACCUACAACAUUCAAGAUGAAGACAGUGAGGAGAGUGAGGAGGAUUUCACCGCAGUGCCGGUGGUGGUGAGUGACUGCAGCAGAGCUAGACACCUCCGCAGCCUCCUGAAGAUGCCCGGCCUGCUCACCGAAUCCUUCUGUGAGGAGUUGGAGAGGAAGAAAAAAGCGGUGUCUUUUUUUGAUGAUGUCACAGUGUUCCUUUUUGACCAGGAGAGCCCCACAGGAGAGCUGGCCGACUAUUCCUUCUCAACAGAAGUAGAGUCGAGUGGAGAGGAAACAUCAGAGACAAAAAACUUUGACCAGCAGCCCCAACCUGACCCUGAACUUGAAGUUCAGUCAUGUGAAUCACCCUGUGUUUCUAAACAAACAGAUGGAAACAAAUCAGAAGAGGGUGGGAACUGCGAAUUGGAAGAUGACCUGUCCUUUGAGCCCUGUCCAUCCUCACCUGUCACCACACUUGAGCCUGCAUUAACACCCACUUCUCUCUCCAACAGUCCCGAGGCACCUAAACCAGCCGCUGUAGCACUUAAUCGUUUUAUGGUGUCACGAUUCUCUAUCACACAUGUUUGCGACUCCCAGAUGAGCUCAGCAAAAGGGAACAGUGACGAUAAUCCAAAAGACUGAGAGUGCCCUGCCACCACGAUGAGAGAAGGUCGAUUCCAGGUUCUUCUCAACACAGAAAAAGCAGCAUUAUUAUAUCUAGAUGUUUUACAGAGUUUUAUUUUUUAAUCGACCUUUGGGGCAUCUGACCCUGGUGACCCUUUCUGAGACAGUGCCUCAUAUUAUAGUGAAGUACCCCGAAUGAUUUGCACACUAUUAUUAUUAUUUUAUUUAUUUUUUAUGAAGAAAGAGCAAUAGCUGCACGGAUGGCAACCUGAAGAAAGCGAAGUGUUAUUGUCUGCAGAAAUAGAAAUAGUUUUGACAUGCAGUAUUUAUUUGCUAAAUGCGGCAUCAGUUCGUUUUCGUGACCUUACAGUUCUUUUAAUUUGUGAAUUAUAAAAAUAAUCCCCCCAAAAAAAGGAAAAAAAAAGUGAAAUGACAGACAUAGCUGCUCCUCUCAUUGGCUGCCUUUGUCCAUCUGCUUACCAUCUGGCAUUUUCUGGCAACUUAAGACUGUUACGGCUCUCAUUGUUGGUGCCAGAAAACAGUGCUUGAUGAUUGUUACAUAAGCAACUACAAUGGAUUUUCAAACAAAAUAUUUGACUUCAAUGAAAAGUUAUGGCUGGUGAUGAUGGUGGAGCUGGAGGUGCUUCAUCCUAAUUUGUCACGUUAUCAAGGUUGCAUACAAAUCACCACUGUGGGACUUUGUGGAUUUAAUGUUAAUGGCAACAUAAUACAGAAAACCAGGAUGUUACCACUACCAUAUUCUCCACCACUCACUCUACUUAACGACAACCCACAGCUCUCCACACCUUUCUGAAACACUUUGUGUUCCCCACGUUGCUCUUCGUGUCCACAGUCUGCAACGAAUCAGCUGAACAAUGAGAUUCCCCCAUUAGUGUCCACGUGCCGUUUAUAGAUUUAGUUGGGAUUUUUUUUAAAUAAAUUUGAUCAUAAGUAGAAUGACUUUAAAAGGGACUUAGAUGUGUCACCACUGUUGAGUGGUGUCAGUAUCAACAUGCCAGUUAUAAAUGUUGAAUGUCAGUUAUCAUUUUCGCAUCUUUUCUACAUCUAGGUCUUGGUCUCAUCCAUUAUGCAUCUGUUAUGUUAGUGCUGAAUGAAUCGGGUAUGAGGUGAUAAGGGAAAGAAAAAAAGACAUUCAAAAUAGGACAAUUGUAUGAAUCCUAUAUCAACAUGUAGCAGGUAGCUUGACUUGAAUUACUACUGCUGUAUCGGCAGCUCACUCCCCCCUCUCUAUCCUCCUGUAGCUCCAAGUGCCAAUUCAGUUUCCUCUUUCCUUGCCUUUGAAGUUCUGCAAGAAGAGAAAACAUUGCGAGUAUUUUUGUAUAGAGAAUUUGAAGAAGAUGCAAUCCAGGAUGAUAGUCUCUCAAAUUUGCCAAAGAGAUAUUUCAAAGCCCAUUGGCUAAAGUGGCAGACGCCUUUGGAGAAGGUGAGGUGGGCUGUUCUAUGCACCGGUAGUAACAUCAUUGCUCUUUCCAUUCAUCCCUCACUCACGGCUGUUGUACUAUCCAAAACAAAUAAAUCCAAAUACUUUU
This is a messenger RNA of Oreochromis aureus, 6717 nucleotides long. It is a transcript of the gene lmtka, whose product is annotated as apoptosis-associated tyrosine kinase a. The transcript has 15 exons. Gene Ontology annotation, molecular function: protein tyrosine kinase activity; ATP binding. The coding region runs from base 341 to 5185 and encodes 1614 amino acids. Gene Ontology annotation, biological process: peptidyl-tyrosine autophosphorylation; brain development. The record is from RefSeq and is a predicted model, not a curated record. NCBI's taxonomy places the organism in Eukaryota, Metazoa, Chordata, Actinopteri, Cichliformes, Cichlidae.